CGUGAUUCUCACACAAAGGCUUAUGUAUGUGCAGGGAUGACGUUUCAAUCAACACAAACACCGACAGUAUGUGAUAAGAAAAUCGUUAAUAUCUUCGCGAUUAGACGUGUUCACUGUGCUUGUUCAUAUUUUUAAAGUGCAAUUUAUAUUCACGUGUUAAUGCUGUGACUUAUUUAGUGUUUAGUGCAAGAUCAUUCCGCAAAAAUGGAUAAUUCACGAUUUAAUUUAGUUGUUGUCUAUGAAAAGUUCAAUGCAUGUUUAUUAGAAGAGGAUGACAUUUACAUUAAGGAAUAUCUGGAGAGUUAUGAAGAACUUAACAAAUUUUUUGAUUCCAUGGGAACAAUGUUUACCUUUGUAACAAAGGAGUUGACAUCCAAAAUGAAUAUAAUUGUGGAUAUUACAAAGGAAAAUGAGGAAGGCUUUAAAACUGUGAAGGCCAUGAUUGCCUUUGAGAGUGAUAAGUUGAAAAAAUCUGGAUAUGUAUCUGGGUGUAGAACAUUACUACAAUUACAUAGAGCUUUAGAUUUUAUUCGAUUGUUUUUAAAGUCAGUUGGUGAGCUACAAUUUGAAGAGAAUGUUGGCCAUGUGUGCAGAGCUGCUUAUGACCAAACUCUUGGCAAUCAUCAUUCCUUUUUCAUUGCCAAAGGUGCCAGAUUAGCCAUGUACACAUUACCAAACAAAGCAAACUUGUUAAAAAGGGUAUGUGGUGAUGAUGAAGAAUUCCAAAAAUCGUCUCUGGAAGCCUUACCAAAAACAUUGGAUGUAACAGCUACAGUAUUUGAUCGUGUUCAAGAUCUGUACACUAAACAUGAUCUGCAUAAGCUGCCUUAAAUGUUCCUGGAUAAUAAUAUUGUUUUAAAUGGUGCUGUUUUAAAAAUCAAAUGAUGCUUCUUUGUGAUUCAAGCUUAGCUUAAUUUGUAGCACAUUAAUUGGGUAUUAAUGAAGUAUUUAUAGAAUA
This is a messenger RNA of Dalotia coriaria, 958 nucleotides long. RefSeq names its product ceramide-1-phosphate transfer protein. Gene Ontology annotation, molecular function: lipid transfer activity. Gene Ontology annotation, biological process: intermembrane lipid transfer. NCBI's taxonomy places the organism in Eukaryota, Metazoa, Arthropoda, Insecta, Coleoptera, Staphylinidae. The record is from RefSeq and is a predicted model, not a curated record. Gene Ontology annotation, cellular component: cytoplasm.